CUCUAAGCAGGGCCAGCUCCACGACCAUAGACGGCGAUCCCUCUAUCGCUCAUUUCCUAGGUGCGGGCAGCAGAGUCAGCUGGUGGCCGCCAAUCAAACGACGAUGACGGGCAUGGCCAUGGGCACUGCAGAAGCAGUAGUAAUUCCGGUCGAAGAGGAGUUGAAGAGAGCAGCCGAAAAGGUUGAGGCUAACUUCACCGAGAACAAGACCAAGAUCCACAGGUUCCCAGCAAACCUGCGCGGCGUUACCAAAGAAGGCCGAUAUUUGGUACCGAGCGCAGUAGCCAUCGGCCCUUACCACCACGAUUUACCGCACCUGCAGGAGGCGGAGGAGGUGAAGCGAGCGGCUGCCUACUACUUCUGGAGGGACUGGGGGGACUCGGCUCAGGGGGCUGAUCCGCCGCAGUCGGCUGAGGCGGCCUACGAGAAAAUCCUCUCCGUUGCAGGCAACGUGCGAAGCUGCUAUGUUGGUGACACGGCGGCAGGUGGGCUAGUUGCUCCGUCAUUGCAAGGUUGGUUCAACUCCAAACUAGCCAGCAUCCUGCGGGACAUCUUUCUGAUGGAGAACCAGAUCCCAUGGCUGGUGCUUCAGACCCUCAUGUCCUUCAAGCCAGCGCUGGACGUGGAGGAUUUUAUCGCUCGAGCAGGUUUGGGAUUCGAGGCCCGGUUAGACCUAGUUAAAAGGCCUCUCGUCCUCAACGGCAGCUACACACCAGCGCAUCUCCUCGGUCUCCUCCGUUACUACCAAUGUGGGAGCAUCCCUAUCGGAAGGACGGACCUCCACCUCCCUGAAGGCGUCACGUCACUGCCACAGUCUAGCAGUGCCAUCGAGCUUGCAGAGAUCGGCAUCCAGCUUGUGGCCAACGACACGUCACAGCUCAAGGACAUGGGCAUCUACGAAGGAGCCCCUCGCCUGUUCGGGGGAAUUUUCCUAGCGCCACUGGUCAUCGAUGACCUCAAGGCGUGCUGGCUUGUCAACAUGGUGGCUCUUGAGGCCUCCAUCACCACUGGCUUGGGUGAUGAAGAUAUCGUCAGCUCCUACGUUCUUCUGCUCGCGAUGCUCAUGAACCGUGAGGAGGACGUACACGAGCUGCGAGCCAAGGGACUCGUACGCGGCGGGUUCUCUGAUCUUGAGACGCUCGAGUUCUUCAAGAACCUCGUCAAGCAGCUCUUCGUCGGACUUGACUACUUCCGCAUCUUAGCGGAGCUUGAGGCCUACAGGCGUAAGAGGCGGCUGUUGAUCCCAGUACACAAGUUCGUCUACAACAACUUCAAAGCCAUCGUCACGGUGUUCUCUGUUAUCGGUGUGCUCGUCGGUAUCUUCAAAGCACUUAUCUCUAUCAAGCAACACCAGCAGUAGCUAAGAUAUAUCGAUCGCAAGUGGCUGACUUUCAUCCCUAAAGCGGACUUUCAUCCAUAUGCAUACAAUUUGUCUCCAACAUAUUCAGGUUUUAUUUCUUGCUA
Molecule: messenger RNA, 1464 nt
Organism: Oryza sativa Japonica Group (Japanese rice)
Lineage: Eukaryota; Viridiplantae; Streptophyta; Magnoliopsida; Poales; Poaceae
Product: UPF0481 protein At3g47200
Source: RefSeq, a predicted model, not a curated record